GAGCCAACCAUUGUAGGCUCCCUAGGCAUCUCAUCCCACUCGCUGCCUUUCCAUUCCAUCCCUCCUUUAACCGCACGCCCCACUAUCUGCGGCCUCGUUGAUAAAGACCAUAUCAAACACUCCCAGUCCUCUUUUCACCAACUCCCAACUCCGUUCCAUAACCCCUCCACAUCCUCUCCUGCGAUAGCAUACACAUCCUCUAUCACGAAAGCUUUACGGAUCUUGCUCAUUGCAGCUCAUUGCGUGGAAGUGGCCGACUCCAUCCCGGGUCUGCGCGGUCAAAGUGCCGCAUGACUCGUGGCACACUCCAUACCAAUCCCCUCCAAGGGUAGUCUGACCUCUCUUGUGACAAGUUCAGGGACCGUGACACUCUUCAUCGCAGCCUGCAAACAGACCUGCGUGGCACCGACUCACGACGCACACCAAAGACGCGCUCUACCGCAACCACUUCGUCCCCAACUAUGGGCAGCGGCCUGCCUCGAUCUAACGCCGACUCCCAAGGACCGUGGUACAAUCAUGACCAAUACCCAACGAUGAAUCGAGGACAUUCAAGCAGUGUUUCUUCCGCGAUGCCUCUAUCAAUGGUGCAGGGACCAAACAGACAACGCAAUGGGUUUGCGGCGAACGGAGAAAAGGCAGUCCCUGUGCCAGGUUCUGGCUCAUACGGAAAUGGCGUGGAUAGAAAGAACAGCCUAGGAGGCACUCCGUCCUUAUUCGACAUGGCUAGAAGCCCUCCAAAUGGAUCGAACAAGAAUACCAAACAUGUACCCUGUAAAUUCUUCCGUCAGGGUGCUUGUCAAGCCGGCAGCGCCUGUCCUUUCUCCCACUCUCUCGAUUCAACGGGUCAUCAGGCACCUUGCAAGUAUUUUAUGAAGGGGAACUGCAAAUUCGGCGCAAAGUGUGCGCUGGCCCACUAUCUUCCCGACGGACGACGUGUCAACCGAGCUGAUCUUGACGCCGGCGUAGCCAUGGCAGGUCGAGGCUAUGGCUACGCAAAUCGACAGGAACAAUCGCCUUUCCCUCCCCAAGAUCCAAGCCUUGGUGACCCGAUGCUGAAUCAACCCGGCUAUGGGGCAGACUACUUUCCCGGACAAGCUUUCCCUCUGAUGGACCCAGACGAAGGAGAUGCAUUUCACGAUCGUUACAACCAAUACCAAGGUCAUUCAGCUCUCGACUCAGGAGUCAACUCACCGCCCACCUCACAGUUUGGCUCACCUCCGAACGACUAUUUGUUCCCCAAAUCGCCUGUCGAAAACCUAAGAACCGCUCUCAAUGCACCACUACCACAAUCUUUCGACGCCAAUGGUGUCUCACAUAUAGCCCAAUAUGGCCCCUUUGGUCAAUCGGUGCCUGACAAAUUCGGCCUCCGUUCACCUGCAUCCUCCUCGCUUUCAAGGCAGCUUGGCAGUCCUCCUGACUCGAUUGUCAAUGUUCGAAAUGCUAAUCUAGGUUCGAACUUACGGAACGCUUCUCCUCUAGCCAUGUCUCCCCAGAACACGGAAGAAUCUAUCGGUCAGAGAAUGAUGCACUCGCAGCGACCGAUAAAGACCAGAGGUCUUUCAGCCAGCGUCCCACGAUCGAGCCUUUAUCACGAAUGGGAAGAAGGACUUGGGUUAGAGACCGAGUUGUUGCCAAACAGUCUUCACGACGAGGUGCUUACUCCACAGGAGAAGAUGAGGCGGAUGUCCAGGCCAGAUCAGGAAUUCGGUUCAAGAGACAAUGCUCACGCAUUGGCAAUACCCAGUGGCAGCUCGAGCAAGGUUGGAUCGCCACCUGCGGGUAGUCCUUCCAGGUUCAGCGCAUUGUGGGCCGAGCAGCGCAAAGAAAAGGGAAGUGAUAAUCCCGUCCCAACAAAUGUCGGUCACGUAGGCUCGCCUUUGCGAGGCGCCUGGAUGCCUCAGGAAUCCUCACAACCAGGUGGACAGGUAUCUGGAAUAUCUCAAGCCAUGGCGCGAAUGCAAUUGAACCGGACAGACUCGGGAGAAUCCAACGGAGGACGAGUGCAGUCUAGCGGAUUGAGACAUUCAUCUGCACCUAUUGGUCGCUUGGAUCGCGGCAUAUCCAGCCCAGGUCUGAGUUCCAAGAAGAUUGACGAAGAAGUGGAAGGCGUUUUCUUCCCAAUGGACGGCGACGACAAAAACACAGCAUGGACGGGGCUAUCGCCAAGACUGGCACCAGUACCGGAGAGAUCAAAUGGGAUGGCACGCAGCAGACAAGACGAUCUCACAGCUGGCGAAGGUGGAAUCAAGUCAAUGUGGACUUUUCAAUCAUGACAGAUUGGAUAUCGUGCACCAACGAUUCACAGCGACUGACGAUUUACGAUGGCGUCCAAAAUGUACAGCUUCUCCUAUACCGGCCAGAAUAUCCAAUUUCGGCGGAUGAUGAGGACAAAAAAUGCAUACAUAGCCGAGCAUUGGAGUUUCACAGCAUUACAACGAUGGAGAUGAUUAAUGGGACGCGGCUGGAUAACUGCCAACAAAGCAAGGGACGGAGUAUGUGCUUCUUGUCCUCCGCUAUAGAUACCUGCUACACUUUGGUGAAUGCAUUGAGUUAGACGUGGUCAGUAAUCAAGAUAGAAAUGCAAGGCAUGAAAGACCAA
Messenger RNA from Exophiala viscosa, 2599 nucleotides. RefSeq lists its product as uncharacterized. Bases 462 to 2273 code for a protein of 603 amino acids. The record is from RefSeq and is a predicted model, not a curated record. Gene Ontology annotation, biological process: protein polyubiquitination. NCBI's taxonomy places the organism in Eukaryota, Fungi, Ascomycota, Eurotiomycetes, Chaetothyriales, Herpotrichiellaceae. Gene Ontology annotation, molecular function: metal ion binding; ubiquitin protein ligase activity. The transcript is spliced from 3 exons.